AACAGAAAUCGAUGGUGACAACGAGUCAGGAAAAUCAAAUAUGAACAUAAAGCACUUGCCGCCGACAAGGUAAAUUUUACACCCGAAAAUACACAAAAACAAAACGGCAAAGGCCCAAACACAUGAAACUUAAAUCAGUCAUGAAAUUAUUGGAAAGCCAAAAUACUUACAAUGCAACUGGAACUAUCAGGCACGGAGCAGCUGUGAGCAUGAGGUGAGGAAAAUAUCUCUUGAGCAUAACCGCAAGCAAAUUCUAUAUCACGGGACUUGGAAACUUGACAGUUUUUAUAUAUUUGGCAAGGCUUGAUGGGGAACAAGAAACAGGUGCACCGCUGAAGAGGCACGCCCUGCGCUCCAACAAAGACGGAGCGGGACGUUCGAUACAUAGCUUUCUUUUUAUCCUGUUUGUUUUGCUCGGAAAAAUAAUGACAAUGAACCACAAAAAAAAUCUCAUCAGUGACCCCACAAAACAGCACAUCUUCCCACCGACACACGUCUAAAUGAUGAAGAUGAAUGAAUGCUUGCUGGGUGAUUUAUGUAACAAUUCCUAAUUUGGACAGACCAAUAGGAAGGUAGCCACAGUCUAUGCAUCUUACUCUGACAAGUAACAGUAGAUCAUGUACAGCACGAAAAUAAAACAGAAUGGCAAUAGGCAAAAGUGCUGCGCAUACUAGCGCCUAUCUCGUUGAGGAGAUUUGGGUGGAGCAGAGAUGAUCAAAGAUUGGGCUGCAAGUGAUGAGCGAAUGAGUGAAGUGGUGGGUGAGAGAGGAAAGGGGUGGAGAAAGAAAAGUAGGAGUUGAUUUUAUUUAUUUAUUUUUUGUGCAAGGCUUUAAAAACCCUUGUCGGAUUUUUUUCAGAGGGGCAGUUGGCAAGCCAUGAACCUCUUGACUAUUUGAACAUAUGCCGGGAUCACUUUUUACAAAGGAAUUGCAACCCCUGAUGGCACAACUUGACCUGAAACAUGAGAAUGACAAGCAGGCGGCGGCCCCUGUCCAGACGGCAGAAGCCCCGUGCCUACAGAGGGCCAAGGCUCGCCUCCUGAAGGGGGUCUCCUACUUCUCAGGAGAUAUGGCAGUUUUUGCAAAGUGGAUGGAAAAACAGUUUUUCUUGCUCCAGUUGCUGGAUUGGGUCUUGCGUGGGGCUGCCCAAGUCAUGUUUGUUAACAACCCGCUGAGCGGCCUCAUUAUCUUUGCCGGCCUCAUCCUGCAGAACUACUGGUGGGCGCUGAAUGGCUUUGUGGGGACGCUCUUUGCCACCAUUUCAGCGCUCAUUCUGCGACAGAGCAGGGGUGCAAUUGCUGCAGGAUUGUAUGGCUACAACGGUAUCUUAGUCGGCUUGUUGAUGGCCGUCUUCUCCAAUGCAGGGAACUGGUACUGGUGGCUCUUGCUGCCCAACAUCUUCAUGUCUAUGAUGUGCCCAAUCGUGUCCAGUGCUCUGGCAUCCAUUAACAGUCGUUGGGAUCUGCCAGUGUUCACGCUCCCCUUCAACAUCCUGGUGUGCCUCCACAUGGUGGCCACAGGUCACUACAACCACCACUUUCCCCAAGUUCUCAUCCAACCCCGCACCGAGCUGCCGAAUAUCACCUGGGAGGAAAUCGACGUCGCUAAGCUGUUCAUGUCCGUGCCUGUGGGGAUAGGCCAAGUGUACGGCUGUGACAACCCUUGGACAGGAGGCAUCUUCAUCAUCUCACUCUUCAUCUCCUCCCCCAUCACGUGCGCACACGCUGUCCUCGGGUCUACGAUCGGCAUGCUUUCAGGCCUGGCUUUGGCAGCUCCGUUUGGUGCAAUUUAUUUUGGCCUGUGGGGAUACAACUGCGUGCUGGCAUGCAUUGCCAUUGGCGGAAUGUUUUAUGCUCUCACUUGGCAAGUGCACCUUCUCGCUAUUACUUGUGGGUUUUUCUGCGCAUACCUGGGCUCUGCUAUCGCCAACAUCAUGUCCGCGUUUGGUCUCCCGGCCUGCACGUGGCCCUUCUGUCUCUCCGCGCUGACAUUUUUGCUCAUCACCACGGAAACCAAUAAGAUCUUUAAGCUGCCACUGCCCAAAGUCACCUACCCCGAGAAAAAUCUCUGCUUCUUCUGGAAAAUGAAGAAGCAGGAAAAGCAGGAGAAGCUGGAGGAAGAGCGGAAAAAGAAAGAGGAAGAGCUCAGAGCUAUUGAUGACGAGAUGAUACUGAAUGAGAAAGAAGAGCUGAGGCUCAACCUCACAGCCAUGGAAGAAGCCAACGAUAUGCAAAUAGUCUCAAUGCCUGAAGCAGAGAGCGAGCAAAAUGACAAUGGGCAACAACAAACCACAGAGGACUACCCGACUGAUGAAAUGCCUGCGAAUUAUUUAUGAAAGAGAAAUAGAGCAGGAGAGAAGGAAAGUUUUCUUUUUUCUUUUUUUUGCUGUAUCACCUUGUAUACCUAAAUCCUGAACAAAUUCAACUCACUUCCAAGAAAAGAGGAUUUUCAAUUAGUGCUGCUGACGUGGUGUGGCCCCCAGUGAGUAUGUUAGCCGGCAUCCCUGCAUAUGAUUGUAUUUUUAUUGUCAAGUUAGGCAAGUCAAGUUUCCUUUUCUACGUUUUCAUACUUAAAUAAAAGUAUUUUUAAAAAGCGCUUUUCUUGCAAUGUCUACUGCAUAAAUGUUU
Hippocampus zosterae (dwarf seahorse) is the source of this 2626-nucleotide messenger RNA. It is a transcript of the gene slc14a2, whose product is annotated as solute carrier family 14 member 2. Gene Ontology annotation, biological process: urea transmembrane transport. Lineage: Eukaryota; Metazoa; Chordata; Actinopteri; Syngnathiformes; Syngnathidae. The coding region runs from base 901 to 2334 and encodes 477 amino acids. Gene Ontology annotation, cellular component: membrane. Gene Ontology annotation, molecular function: urea transmembrane transporter activity. The transcript has 9 exons. The record is from RefSeq and is a predicted model, not a curated record.